GACGCACUAUUAAUACAAAUAGAAUAAAUAAAAUAUCAAAAUUAAAAAGCGCUAAUUUGUUCAAACAGCUAGCGCGCGUUUUUAAAUACAUUUAACAUAUCUAAAUUAAGUUAAACACAACUGUCUUCGUGAUACCACUUGCGACUUAAACGCGUUUUCAAAUCUGCAAUUUCGAUACGUAAAUUGCACUGCAAUUCCAUACGGCUGCGGCUUGGUUAAAACAAAAAAAAAAAAAACAUAAAAACAAUUUAACGUGUUUCCCAUCCGAGUAAAGGUCAAGAUGCAAAACAAUCCCAGUCCACAGCUGCCAUGCAAGGGCAUUUUAAAGACUUCGCGCAGCUUUGACAAGUCGGGUGCCAGUUUUCGCAAAAGUGCCAAGUUCGAUGAGCUGAACGUGAUGCAAACAUUUCAUCCAGCCGAUAAGGAUUACGGGCAUAUGAAAAUCGAUGAACCAAAAACACCUUUUAACUACACGGAGCCAUUUAAUGAGAACAGAGACGAGCUGGACACCGAACUGCUGGUUGAGAAAUUACGGAUUGCGGCCAGCACACAACAGUCUUCCCAAAGCAUUGACGAUGAAGGUUCUUCCGGCGAUGAUCAACCUAUUAGCGAAGAGGAGCGACAACGACGCCGUGAAUUCGAGCGGCGUCGCAAGGCGCAUUAUCGUGAAUUUGAGGCGGUCAAAUUGGCCCGCAAGCUAAUACAGGAAGAGGACGACGAUGAAGACGAUGGUAAUGACGCAGCUGUUGCUUCGGGGUCAGCACCAGGCGUUGCCUCUAGUUCCAGCACUUAUGCCAGCGGCUCGAAACAAAAGUCAAGUCCGAAAACAACAACAUCCGCGACCACCAGUGCGACCAGCAACAGCAGCAUCAUGGACCUGGAGCCGACUCACAAUUAAAAGCAAUAUGCAACACAAUAUUUACAGGGUUCUAACUGACGUUGUUCGUUGAUGUUGAUGUUAAUGUUGUCCGCGUAGGGCGGCUCAUCCGAAACUUAAUUUAUUGCUACUAAGUGCUGUCGUGAUGAAUUAAAUUUAUAUAUACAUUUACCUAGCGUAAAACAGGUAAAAGUACGUAUAUUUCAAAUAGCAGCCGGCGCAAAAUGUGCUUUCCAUCAAUGAAGUAUGAUACAAAUCUAUUGAAAUUGUAGCUGCGAGAUAUUUUACAACCAAGUGCACAUUAUAAACUAAAAUACGAGUAAAUAUAAAAAUUUGUAGCGUUAUGUCAAUGUUAAUGCUUAUUUGAUCUGAUCUUCUCCAAUUGAAUAACGAAACUGAACUCUCAGCCCAACCUUCAAACAAAACGCAUUCAUUUGCAUUUAAUUUUCAAUAAGUGGAAAUUUAAUUUCUAAACUCACACAAACACACACAAAAGUGCCACAACAAACAGUAAAUUUAAUCAAGAAGUAAGCCUAACGAGAGAAAUUCCAGAAAGGAAAAGCGCAUUGGAAACACGCUGUAUUUGAAGUUGUGUAUGAAAUUGAUUUGGCCUUACUUUUAGUUAUUUAUUAAAACCAAUAUGUACUUUAACGAUAUAACUAUCAUAAUAACAAUUACGAUUAUCAUUGUGAAUAUAAUAGUUUUUAGCAAUGCAAUACAAAAGUUUCAAUAAAGAGCAAUGUGAAAAACUUUGUAUAAACCACAAGGCACACCUAUCAUCCAUUAAGAGAACAAGAAAACACAAACGCCGCACUUCUCUCGUCGCGAGUAUUCAAAAACUAGCCAUUUAUUUGAUUUUAGUGUUCAUAGCUCUCAUUGUUAUACAACAAAUUGUAAACAUAACGUCAAUUUCAUUCUUUUGACAUUUGUUGGUCAUAUUUUGGUUUUUUCUUUUUUGUUUGUUUUGGGUAAGUCAGAGUGUUGGGUUUCAUCCAGGCGGCACCUCAGGGCGCGCACAAAGCUCAGAUCUCCCCGCUCGUGCAGCAGGCAAAGGCAUCCUCAUAUUAUUGCCUGCCGGCAAGGAGCGAGCUGCUAUGCGGCCCUGUACGUGUCGCCCAGAGACAAUUACAUAUUUGAUUUGAUUGUGAUUUUGACAUUUGAUAAACUCACUGAAUUGCCAUAUCAUAUCAUGCUUGGCACAUAACUUACUCAACGGACCAUUGACAUUUUUUUAUAAUAUGCUCGUUAACAAUAUAAUCGUAAAUAAACAUAA
This is a messenger RNA of Drosophila novamexicana, 2150 nucleotides long. RefSeq names its product protein phosphatase inhibitor 2 (gene I-2). The coding region runs from base 281 to 898 and encodes 205 amino acids. Lineage: Eukaryota; Metazoa; Arthropoda; Insecta; Diptera; Drosophilidae. Gene Ontology annotation, molecular function: protein phosphatase inhibitor activity. The record is from RefSeq and is a predicted model, not a curated record. The transcript has 5 exons. Gene Ontology annotation, biological process: regulation of signal transduction.